AUGAUCCUGUCGCGUGCUCUUGUUGUGAUCUUCGGCCUUCAGUGCGCCUCUGGCUACAGACACGAGAUGCACUUGAAACCGCGCAACGAGGCGUCCAGCAACAAGUCAACUCAACAUGAUGCCAGUGGCGACACAGAGGCAUCACUGUCUUGCGUGUACGCGUGGGAUGAGUUCGAGUGCGAAGGCUACCAUUCCUAUCCCGAGGACAGCUUCAAGUACAUCCCUGAUGGAAGGUGCUGCACCCAGAAAUUUGUGACCUGCGAAAGCGGGUCGAACCCUUACACGUGCGAAGGCGAACACGGCGAAGAGAAGAAGAAAGGUUGGAAGUUCUACAGGAGCAAGGAGUCGCACAUGAGGGGCAGGUGCUGCCUCAUUACCGACUCACAAGUACGGCUGACUUGUGAGACAGGGUUGAGUUCGUUCGAUUGCGAAGGCUUCCAUUACUUUCCCGAUGACAGCUUCAAGUACAUCGGUGAUGUCGACGGUGGGAAGUGCUGCACACAUAAGUCGCUGGAAUGCGCAGAAGGGUCGAACCCUUACAGGUGCGAAGGCGAACAUGGCGAAAAAAAGAAGGAAGGUCAAAAGUUCAUCAGGAGCAAGGAGUCGAACAUGAGGGGCAAGUGCUGCAUCGUUCCCAUGGACGAGCGGUCCGGAUGGUGGUGGUAG
Molecule: messenger RNA, 666 nt
Organism: Symbiodinium sp. CCMP2456
Lineage: Eukaryota; Dinophyceae; Suessiales; Symbiodiniaceae
Source: the annotation of a GenBank genome assembly